Molecule: messenger RNA, 2930 nt
Organism: Orbicella faveolata
Lineage: Eukaryota; Metazoa; Cnidaria; Anthozoa; Scleractinia; Merulinidae
Source: RefSeq, a predicted model, not a curated record
GGAUGUCCGUUUCGUGAAGGAAGACAAAAGAAAAACAGCUGACAAAAAGAAUACAAAGGUUCCAGAGAAGAACCAAAACGAGUCACAAGAACGCAAGUGCAAGUUUUGUUUCAGGCACCAUCCUUUCACUAAGAAGAACUGCCCUGCACGGGGAACAUCUUGCAAGAAUUGUGGCAAGCCAAACCAUUUUGCGGUAUGUUGCAAAGAAUCUAAGAAGAAAGUGCUGUCUGUGGAUUACAAAUCCGAAGAUGAGGAGUAUGAAUAUGUAGCCGAUGUUGAAGUGAAAGAACAGGUUAAUGCAUUAGCCUCCAGUCGUCACCCUAUCAAAGUUUUGCCAUUCUACUGGUCAAUGGAAACCAGGAAAAGUUUCAGUUAGACAGUGGAUCAACAGUAAACAUCAUGACUGAUGAGACAGUGUUAAAGCUGUUUGGCCAAAACGGCUUGAGUGAAUUGGAAGAACCCCCCUUAACCCUGGCAAUGUACAACCAGUCAGAGGUCAAACCCUUGGGCAAGAAGCGAUUAAAAGUCGUCUACCCCAAGAGCAAUAAGAAAUACAGCAUUGAGUUUCAUCUUGUUUGUGGUGAUUGUAAAUCCAUUUUUGCUUGAGGACCAGCGAACACCUUCAGCUGCUAACAGUCAACAGCCAGAAUAUCCUUUCUGUGGAAUCAAGCGGUCUGGAGGAGAAAGGUCCCAAGGUGGAAGACUACAUUUCGCAGUACACCGAUGUGUUCACUGGAGAAGGCAAACUAGAAGGGCUAUUCCACCUGGAGAUAGACAAGAAUGUUCAGCCAGUCCAACUACCUACACGGAAAGAACCCAUUGCCCUCAGAGAGCCUCUAAAACAAGAACUGGACAGAUUGUCAAACAUUGGAGUGCUUCGAAAGGUCGAUACAUCUACGAACUGGAUUUCAGCACUUGUGGUCACAAAAAAGAAAAAAGGCAAAGUUAUACUGUGUAUUGACCCAAAACCAUUGAAUGAAGUUUUACACAGAAAUCAUUACCCCUUACCUACAAUGGAUGAUGUGCUGCCUCUGUUAUCAAAGGCCCGUGUGUUCACGGUAUUAGAUGCGAAAAAUGGGUUCCGGCACAUACAGCUGGAUGAGCCAAUCAGCUUUGCUACUACCUUUGGAACACCCUGAGGAUGCUUUCGGUGGCUUCGCUUGCCGUUUAGUGUAUCCCCAGCUCUAGAGGAGUUUCAGAGGAGGAUUGAUAUUGCGCUUGAAGGCCUACCAGGGCAGAAGGCUGUAGCAGACGACAUCCUGGUGUUCGGAGCAGGAGACACCGAUGAGGAAGCACUCAAAGAUCAUGACCGAAACCUGCGAGAAGUGUUCAACAGUUGUCGGCAGAAGGGCAUCAAGCUUAACUCAGAGAAGAUACCGUUUAGACAGAAGCAAGUCAGCUCCAUGGGCCACAUCAUAUCGUAGGAGGGUCUCCGGGCUGAUCCAAACAAGCUGAAAGCUAUCAAUGAAAUGCCGCCUCCCACGGACAAGGAAGGUGUCCAGAGAGUACUAGGCAUGAUAAAUUACGUGCAGAAGUCUGCUUCCAACUUAGCAGAUUUGGCCAAACCACUGAGAGAGCUUGUCAAGAAGGACAAUGAGCUUGUCUGGGACAAAGAAGCUCAUGGUCAGUGUCUAGAUCAAGUGAGGCAGGGUUCAACCCAGGCACCCGUGCUCAAGUUCUUCGACCCCCAAAAGAAGACCGUACUCCAGUGCGACGCCUCUAUGAAUGGUCUUGAGGCGUGCUUGAUGUAGGAUGGUCGCCCUGUGGCGUAUGCCUCCAGGGCUCUGACGCCUACUGAGACUAACUACGCUCAGACAGAAAAGGAACUAUUAGCAAUUGUCUUUGGAGUUGAGCGAUUUGAGGGCUGUCUAUGGCAGAAAGAUCUUUAUUGACACUGAUCGCAAACCCCUGGAGUCUAUUAUGAAGUGAAGUCUAUUGAGUGCACCAAAGCGAUUACUGGGAAUGCUGUUGCGUCUACAUAAAUUUGACUUAGACGUUUCCCCCAGAAAGGGUACAGAGAUGCACAUGGCUGAUCCACUUAGUCGAGCUCACCUUCCCCUAGUUAAACAAGACAUAGUUGACACCCAGGAAGUAUGGAUGGAAUGUUGCCGACACAGGAUCACCAACAGAAGUUGAGACUGAGAAUGUAGACAUGACAGAGUUUGUGCCCAUUCGGAAACUAACUUUGCAGGAAAUCAAAAGUGCCACUGAAGUUGAUGCAGAGCUCCAGGCAUUAGCCUUUAUUAUUACACAAGGCUGGCCAGAGAGAAGGGCUGACGUACCCUCCCAGUUGCAGUUCUAUUUUUCCUUCAGAGAAGAGUUGUCAAUACAGGAUGGUGUUGUGUUCAAGGAGGAGCGCAUUGAGGUACCAUCUAGCCUCAGGCAAUGCAUGAUGGAUAAAGUACAUGCCAGUCACCUGGGCAUUCAGGGGUGCCUCAGGAGAGCCAAAGAAGCCUUCUACUGGCCAGGCAUCUACAAGCAAAUCACACAAUUCAUCUCAAGGUGCAGCAUUUGCAACAGCUACAAACCAGAGCAGCAGAAAGAACCUCUGAAAUGUCACGAAAUACCUGCACGACCAUGGCAGAGCAUCUCAGCAGACCUGUUCGAGCUCAAUGGCACCCAGUACUUGAUUACAACUGACCGCUAUUGUAAUUUCUUCGAGUUGGAUAUACUGACGUCUACGACAGCCAGAGCGGUUAUUAACAAGCUGAAACCUCAUCUGCCAAGAUAUAGUAUUCCAGACCGACUAACCACAAACAACGGCUCACAGUUCGACUGUGCUGAGUUUCAGAAGUUUGCAGCCGAGUACCAGUUUGAACACGUUAAAACGUCUCCACGGCUCCUCAAUCCAACAAUAGAGAACAGAGAGCUGAGAACAGUGUCAAAACAGCAAAGAAUAUCUUGUUAAAAGCUGCUGAUGCAAGCCAUGA